GCAGCAGCUAAAAAUAGGCAUGAAGGGCACACACCUCGAUCAGAACCAGAGAGAAGAAUGCUGUCCUGCCUUGGUCUGAGGGCGCCAUGAGGUCGCUGCGUUUCAUUUCUGCUGAAGCCCUGGUGUCCUACCCCCUGCUGGCCCAGGGGAGCCUGGACAGUGUGGCCCAUAACCUCUACCCACUUCUGUUCAAGGCCAGCUACCUGCUGGAGCAGGCAGAAGUGACCCGUGCUGUGCUGGGAUGCUGGCCACUGGAGGAGUUCCGGCUGGCUGCAUUGUUGGGUCCGAGCACUGACCACCCAGAGGACCUGCGUGACCGAGCCUGCAGGACCUGCCUGGAGGCCUGCGUGCGGGGCCUUGCCGACCACGUGCUGCAGGGUGGGAGCCGCUGGCUGCGGGUGGCAGACCUCACUGGCAUUCGAGAUGUGCAGGUGCAGCGGUGCCCCUGCAGGAGGGCACUGGGAAGGUGGGGACGCACCGAGCUGCUGGCCAGGACCUGCUGUGAGCUUCAGGCAGAGCCCUGCAUGGGCAGGCGCUCCACUGAGGUCUUUGCUGACCUUUUUGUCACUGAAGGUAACUUUGAGGUGGUGGUGCAGGCCCUGCAGCCAUCAGGCCCAGCCCCUCUGCAGGUGCGAUGUCUGUCCUUCAGGGCGGACAGCCUAAGCCCUGGGCAGCUCCUGCAUGUGCUGGGCCUGGCCAAGCCAGGUGAACUGCGCAAGCUGGAGGUGGUUCACAACGUGCGGCUGAAUGCUGGGCACGUGCAGCAGCUGCUGGCCCAGGUGGGCUUCCCUCAGCUGGUCUCACUCACCCUGCCCACCAGGGCCUUCGACAUACCCCCCACCUCCACGCCGCUUCCCGAGGGUGAGGACUCUCUCCUUUCCUCCAUCGCCUGGGAGCUCAGCCAGAUGAGCCGGCUCACAGAGCUAAGUGUGGCCUUCUCCACGCUGACCGGGAAGAUCCAGACGCUGCUCAGCCCCCUCAGAACCCCACUGCGAGCACUGGACCUGGCUAACUGUGCCCUGAACCACGCCGACAUGGCUUUCUUGGCAGACUGUGCACACGCUGCCCACCUGGAAGUGCUGGACCUCAGUGGACACAACCUGGUGCACCUGUACCCCUCAACCUUCUUCAGACUGCUCCGCCGGGCCUCCCAGACACUGAGGGCGCUGACCCUGGAGGAAUGCAGCAUCGCAGACAGCCACGUGGGCAUGCUGAUCCUGGGCCUGAGCCCCUGCCGCCAGCUACAGGAGUUCCGGUUCCUAGGGAACCCGCUAUCGGCUCGCGCCCUCCAGCGCCUCUUCACCGCGCUCUGCGAGCUGCCUGAGCUGCGGCGUAUUGAGUUCCCAGUGCCCAAGGACUGCUACCCCGAAGGCACUGCCUACCCCCAGGACGAGCUGGCCGUGUCCAAAUUCGACCAGCAGAAGUACAAUGCGAUUGCUGAGGAGCUGCAUGCGGUGCUGCUGCGGGCCAACCGUGAGGACAUCGAGGCCUCCACGCCUGUCUUCGGAAGUUUCGACCCAGACAUCCAGGAAACAAGCAAUGAGCUCGGCACCUUCUUGCUGCAAGCUUUCAAAACUGCUUUAGAAAACUUUUCCAGAGCACUGAAACAAGUGGAGUAGGCGCUCCACCAGGGCAAGGGCAGUCUUGCAUUUCAGCCUGCAGGGUGCCCAGGGCCAGUCCUAUUGCCAGAGGCUUGGGCUGCACAUUCAUCACCAGCAUCACCACCAAAAGCAGUUCUUAGUGAAAAUGGUAAACAAGCCUGCUAGGUGCCUUAGGAGAGGAAGCCCUGCCUUCAAGAUGUGUCAUGGGUGCUCCUGGGUCAGGCAGCAGACCCUAUAGCAGGCACAUGUGGUAGUGAGUGGAGGUGCAAUGGGUGCCAGGGCAGGCUGCCAUAGGAGCAGGGUCGACUGGACUCUGAGGCAGCAAGAAGAAGGAAACGAGGACUUGUCACAGAACAUGUGUAAAGAAAGAAGCAGCCCAUAAAACAGCUGAGGAAGAGACUGAAAAGCAAAGAUAAACCAAAUCUGCGUGCCCGGCAGGAGGCUCACACGGCAUGCUAGAUGUGUCUGUGGGGCUAGCAUGUUGACAAGCCAGGCUUGUUUGCUCAAAACAGGGCCAGGAGCACCCAGCGGCUUCCGGCUGAUACAGUAACUCUGUCCUUGCUUUGCUUUGUAUCUGAGUGAGUGCUGGCCUCAGCAGUAGGUCAGGACACAGAGUGUGGCAUUUAUGGAUGUCCUCUGGUUUCUCCGGCCCUAACUUUCCCUGAACAGCCAGGCCCCACGCCCAUGGCCCUGGGCUCCUUGCCCCUAAGGGGCUGAUUGUCACCAGAGGUGGAGUUGGUUUCCACUAAGCUUGGCUCUGUACCAAAGGUUGAGAAUUAGAAUGAUAAGUGCUAAUAAAAUAAGUGUGGUUACCGA
Molecule: messenger RNA, 2417 nt
Organism: Marmota monax (woodchuck)
Lineage: Eukaryota; Metazoa; Chordata; Mammalia; Rodentia; Sciuridae
Gene: Lrrc14b
Product: leucine rich repeat containing 14B
Exons: 2
Coding region: 87-1619 (510 amino acids)
Cellular component (GO): cytoplasm
Source: RefSeq, a predicted model, not a curated record